This is a messenger RNA of Gongylonema pulchrum, 252 nucleotides long. The record is from the annotation of a GenBank genome assembly. NCBI's taxonomy places the organism in Eukaryota, Metazoa, Nematoda, Chromadorea, Rhabditida, Gongylonematidae.
AUGCCAUCAUCAAAUGAGCAGAUGUAUCGCUUUCGAAUACAUGCCAAUCCGGUAUUUCAGUGGAGCCCUCGUCUAAAUGAACUUGACUUCAUUGGCAUCCUCUCCAAUGUUAGCGCGAUCAAGAUCCGCGGGACUUAUUCGACCGGAGAUGUCGGCUUCUUAAGUAAUGUACAUUUGGGCACCGCAAGUUUGGCGCCAUCCGGAUACGAGUCACGUGAGGCACACUGGAUUGAAUCGUGCAGCUGCCUAGAA